GGAACACGAAAGUAAAUCUUAAAAAGCUAUUCCUAAAUUUAAAUGGAUAGCAAAAUCAAUCGUGUGUAUAUACAGUCACACGGUCGCAAAAUUCCCUCCUUUAAUUUUUCAUCUUCUUGUUCCCCAAUUCGUUCACCGUCGCGAACCCGUGAAUUCUCACGAUGACGGCUGACGUUUCCUCUUUGGGAUCCUUCAAUCGAAGGCGGAUCAUCGGCGCCGUCGAUCACACCGCCAGCAUCGACCGCACGGCCAAUAUCGAGGAGAACGCAGACGAAUUCUACGACUUCACCCCAGAGGAUUACUACCGCAUUCAGCGCCCGAGACAGCAAGAAGACAAGCUCCUCAAAACGCAGAAGAUUAGAGGGGCAGAGGACGCAAAACGCAGGUCGACGAUCACAAAGGCGGUGAUUAGGGUCAGGUUUCCGGAUAACCGCACAGUGGAGGCGACCUUUCACCCGUCGGAUAAAAUCCAGAGCUUGUUGGAUUACAUGAGCAAAGUUGUUGCUCGGCCGGAGUUACCGUUUUACUUAUUUACUGCUCCGCCGAAGCAGGUGACGAGAGAAAUGUCGCAGGAUUUUUACUCGGCUGGAUUUGUUCCCGGCGCAGUAGUGCAUCUUCUUACGUAUGGUGUCCCGAACUAACGUGGACCAACGGGGUACAAUGCGCCACUUGUGGUCACCAUUGUCCUUGCCGGGAUUUUGUUUUCUACCCUAUGAUUACAUGAUGCUUAAUGGAAAUAAAUCUUCUUGUUCUAUGAACUAA
This is a messenger RNA of Malus domestica (apple), 762 nucleotides long. Its product is annotated as plant UBX domain-containing protein 1-like. NCBI's taxonomy places the organism in Eukaryota, Viridiplantae, Streptophyta, Magnoliopsida, Rosales, Rosaceae. Gene Ontology annotation, molecular function: ATPase binding. Gene Ontology annotation, biological process: protein-containing complex disassembly. The record is from RefSeq and is a predicted model, not a curated record.